Prorocentrum cordatum is the source of this 723-nucleotide messenger RNA. The record is from the annotation of a GenBank genome assembly. Lineage: Eukaryota; Dinophyceae; Prorocentrales; Prorocentraceae.
CCACGUUUGGCUCGGAUGUUUCGGUCCGCCCUGGACGGCAGCGGCCUCACCAGCCCCACGGCUCAGGGGCAACCUCCCGCGGCGGGCGCCGUUGUGAGGCAUGGCCGCGGCAGCCGCCGUAAGCGUCGCAAAGCGGGGUCAAUGGGCGGGAGAGACUUGUGCCCGCUGACGCCGAUGAGCGAUGCGGACCGGAAGCGGCAGGACCAGGCGUGGAAGGAGUACGAGCACAAGGUGCGCAUGAACAAGCUCAUCAAGCUUUACGACACGAACCACACCAAUAAGCUGGAGAAGGAACAGCUGAUGGAGCUGUUGACCGCCAUCGACAGCUCCACACCGGCGGGCACCCAGCCCACGGAGGAGGAGGUGGACUACGUCGUGAGGAGCGCGGACCGACAAGGAGACGGCUGCAUAGACGCUGGUGAGCUGGGGGCGGCCCUCAGCGCCUGGAUGACCUACACCCAGCACAGACAAGAGUGGGACGAGAAGCUCAGGAAGUACGACGUGAACGAGUCGGGCGCUCUCUCUAGGGAUGAGGUCAACGAGUAUCUCAAGGACCUGAACGGUGGCAAAGAGGUGAAGCAGCAGGAGCUGGACAUGGUCAUGGCGGCGGCCAAUUUGACAAAUGGUGAGGAAAUCUCGAAGAUGGAGCUCUCCAAAGCCACAGCCGUGUGGUACGGGUAUGUGGAGAGAAAGAAACGGAGUAGGUUUUGCAUAAUUUCUUGA